Penicilliopsis zonata CBS 506.65 is the source of this 1472-nucleotide messenger RNA. RefSeq lists its product as hypothetical. Bases 122 to 1192 code for a protein of 356 amino acids. Gene Ontology annotation, cellular component: plasma membrane. Gene Ontology annotation, biological process: zinc ion import across plasma membrane. The transcript has a single exon. The record is from RefSeq and is a predicted model, not a curated record. NCBI's taxonomy places the organism in Eukaryota, Fungi, Ascomycota, Eurotiomycetes, Eurotiales, Aspergillaceae. Gene Ontology annotation, molecular function: low-affinity zinc ion transmembrane transporter activity.
GGUACUCGCUGAAGAGUCGAAUAGGCUCUCUCCGGACUGCAGAUUGGUCUAGACAAGCUAGACAAGCUAGACGAGCGCAGUAGAAAGGAACCAACGAGAGAGAGCCCUCGAGUCAGUCAAGAUGGACAGGUUCCUACCCCGAGACACGGAUGCCUGCUCGACCGGCAAUGACUUUGACGGGAAGAUGGGCCUACGGAUCUCGUCCAUCUUCGUGAUCAUGGUGGGCUCGAUGUUCGGCGCCGUCUUCCCCGUGCUGGCUCGUCGGUUGGGCGGUGCGGGGAUCCCCUCGUGGGCGUUCUUUAUCGCCAAGUACUUUGGCUCCGGGGUGAUCAUCGCCACGGCGUUUAUCCACCUGUUAGCCCCCGCGGAAGAGGCUCUGACGGAUCCGUGCCUGACGGGGCCGAUCACUGCCUAUAGCUGGUGCGAGGGGAUCAUUCUGAUGACCAUUGUGGUGUUAUUUUUCGUCGAACUCAUGGUCAUGCGGUAUUCCCGGUUUGGCGCCAGUCAUCACCACGGCGAAGAAGAAGGAGAAGAAGAAGAAAAUCAUCAUCAUCAUCACAAUCAUGACCUCGAAAUGUCUGGUCAGUCCAGUCCUAGUGAGAUGUCAAAGAGUCAUAUACCCGGACAAGAUCACCUGGGUCAUUCGCGCGAACACCACGAUGCCGAGAUGACGAAACAAGGCCCAACUGCCACGGAAGAGUACAUGGCGCAGCUGACGUCCAUCUUCAUCCUGGAGUUUGGAAUCAUCUUCCACUCCGUCUUCAUCGGGUUAACGCUUGCCGUCUCCGGCUCCGAAUUCACCACCCUCUACAUUGUCUUGAUCUUCCACCAGACCUUUGAAGGAUUAGGUCUCGGGUCCCGUCUGGCGACCAUCCCGUGGCCCCACUCGAAACGGUGGACGCCGUACUUUCUCGGCAUGGCGUUCGGCGUGUCGACUCCCAUCGCCAUUGCCAUCGGCCUCGGGGUGCGCAAGACGUACCCUCCAGACGGGCGGACCACGCUCAUUGUGAACGGCGUGUUCGACUCGAUCUCGGCGGGAAUCCUCAUCUACACCGCGCUCGUCGAGCUGAUGGCGCACGAAUUCAUGUUCAGCACCUCCAUGCGCCAGGCCCCAAUCCGCACGGUGCUGGGUGCAUUUUUCUUGCUUUGCCUGGGGGCAGCAUUGAUGGCGUUACUCGGAAAAUGGGCUUGAUUUUUUUUUCUUCUUUAUAUUAGACAAAUUCCAUACAGUUACGACUCAUGUGCAUGGACCUAGAGACAAUUUAUUAUACUACUAGUAGUAGUAGAGUAGACUGACCACUAUUUCAAGGAAUUAUAUGCGAGCGCCUUCUCCAGCAGCGAUCAACAGCCGCCCACGUGCCUACUCCCUUUGCCAACGGUAUUCUAUUCCUUCUACAUGGUACACGAGGACUCUACAGAGAAACCUACGUGUAAGAGUGAGCCGACAGGUAGACAGAUAUCAUGAAACCUCC